Messenger RNA from Rotaria sp. Silwood1, 669 nucleotides. The record is from the annotation of a GenBank genome assembly. NCBI's taxonomy places the organism in Eukaryota, Metazoa, Rotifera, Eurotatoria, Philodinida, Philodinidae.
AUGGCCACUAAGACUACAAGUGAUCGCUUUCUUGAUGCUAAUGAAGAACUUGUAGCAAAAUCAAUACCCAUAAAAAGUUAUGAAAAACAGGCAUUAGUACCAAUUGAAGAGGCUACCAAAACUUUAAAACGUUUGGUAAACAAUCUUGACAAAAUGGUACAAAUGGCAAAGAAAAAUUUCGAUCAAUUAACCAAUCUUACCCAAGACGAAGCAGUUGCUAUCCAUCUGUAUACCAUCAAGUCAAAGAAAUCGGAUACAAGUCUCUCCAUUCAAUUGAAUCGAGCACUUCGCUCAGGAGUGUCAAAACAAACAGAUCCUUGGUCCUCCUAUAUCAAGCUAUUUCUUUCUGCUCUAUGCAAAUUAACACCAUUUGAAGGCAAAAUCUAUCGUGGUUGUCAAGAGAAACCUUGGCUGGAUUGUCAGUAUCAUGUUGGUGAUAAACAAUCGAUUAUGACUCCGGAAAAUCUACAAACUAUAAUGAAUGAUCCCCCCGUAGAUGUCGAUGAUGCUAUAUUAGAUCGUGUUCAAGGAUCUAUGGUUGGUAUGGCCUUGGGUGAUGCACUUGGUGCUCAUGUCGAAUUCCGCCCUCGACAAUAUCUUAUUGAGCAUCCAGUGCGAGACCUUGUAGCUGGAGGGACAUGGGGUCUGAAAAAAGGACAGGUAAUAUGA